UGUAAAUGUAUUGUCCUUAAUGUGAUUUCGGGCGGAGGAUGAGGACCAUUUUGAUCACCCUGACCGAAAUAAUGUCUUCUCUUGCCGGUAGACUAUUUAUUCUCCCAUUCGCCCUUCUUGCUUUCAACAUUAACAUUUCCUCUUCCCCUCCUUUCCGUCCCCCGUCAUGAGUAUUUCGGGCCUCCGCCUGGAAACUAAUGUUCCUCAGGAUGAGCCCAAUCACGAUGAGGCUCAAGAUCCCAUUCCCUCAUCUCCCUCACGCGUUCCAGUCAGCUUUUUUGACCCAGUUGGUGUUAGCGAACUCAAACGCACAAUGACAACACGUUCCACUCGUUCUCAAGUUAAUCGUCGGGAAAGUUCUCGUCGUGCAAGUUCCCAAAAGGCUGUUAUGCCUGAUUCACCCAAGGAGGUCCACACCCCCAGCUCGUCUUCUGUAACUUCCGGUCGCGGUGCUGAUGAAGAUGGCUUCGAUUUCGAACUCACCCUCAAAGACCUUGUCAGACGGCGUGGCGAGGAGUCAAUCAAGAGCCGUGAGCUCGGCGUUAUGUUCAAGGAUCUCCGUGUCAUCGGUGUCGGUGCACGCUCCUCUUUGCAGCCUACCAUCGGUUCCAUGUUUAAUCCUGCUGCUAUCUUGAGAAACAUUUCUGCGAUGCGCAAUCCGCCUGUCAGGGAUAUUCUCUCAGGAUUCGAGGGUGUCGUCGCGCCCGGUGAAAUGCUCCUGGUUCUCGGGCGGCCUGGUUCCGGUUGCAGCACGUUCCUAAAGACUAUCGCAAAUCAACGCGGUGAAUACCAUGCUGUGCAGGGCGAAGUUUGCUACGAUUCAUUUACACCCGAGGACAUCGCAAGGCAGUAUCGUGGAGAUGUGAUCUACUGUCCCGAGGAUGAUGUUCACUUCCCGACCCUGACUGUUGAGCAAACCUUGUCUUUCGCCAUCAAAACGCGUACUCCACAUGCACGGUUCACCGAUCAAUCCCGUGAACAGUAUAAUCGUGAUGUGGUUGAUAUCCUCGUUCGCAUCUUCGGUCUUCGUCAUGCCCGAAACACUGUUGUUGGCGACGCUGCUAUUCGUGGCGUUUCAGGGGGAGAAAAGAAGCGUGUCUCGAUCGCAGAGGCCCUUUCUUGCCGUGCUCUCAUUGGCGCAUGGGACAACUCUACUCGUGGUCUCGACGCGUCCACCGCACUCGAAUUCGUUCAGGCGUUACGCAUCGGCACUGAUAUAGGUCGUCUUACCACUAUCGUGUCUAUUUACCAAGCAGGAGAACAACUGUACAACCUCUUCGACAAAGUAUGCGUGAUUUCAGAGGGCAGAAUGGUGUUCUUUGGCCCGGCUAAGGACGCACGUCGGUAUUUCAUUGAUAUGGGAUACGAGCCGCAAGACAGGCAGACCACUGCUGACUUCCUUGUGUCCGUUACCAACCCAAGCGGGCGUUGUAUUCGUGACGGUUUCGAGGGCAAAGUUCCCGGAACGGCGGAAGAGAUGGCCGCUGCGUUCCUAGCUUCUUCCCUUGGUCAGGCAAACCGUGACUCCAUUGAGAACUACCGCUCUCACUAUGUUGGGAAUCCCGAGCGCAUGGAUGCAUACAGGCAGAGUGUCGGAAUGGAGCACGCCGACACGGCCCCAAAGAGCAACUCGUACACUAUCUCUAUUGCUAUGCAGAUGAGAGCCGUCAUGGUGCGCCGUGUGCAGAUCAUCAAAGGAGAUUGGGGCACUGUAGCCGUCAACCUUGUUGUCCAGAUCUUUCAGUCUAUCAUCAUGGGCACCGUGUUCUUGAAGCUACCUGAUGCAACCUCUGGUUUCUUUUCUCGUGGUGGUGUUCUGUUCUUCGCCCUCUUCUUCGGUGCUUUAUCUUCCAUGGCAGAGAUUCCGGCUCUUUUCGCUCAACGCCCAAUUGUGCUCCGGCACCACAAGGCAGCGAUGUACUACCCGUUCAUCGAAAGUUUCGCGCACACAAUGGUCGAUAUUCCAUUCACGUUUGUUAUCCAGGCUGUGUUCUCAGUUAUUCUAUAUCUCCUGGUCGACCUCCAGAGAACGUCAUCUCAGUUCUUCAUAUUCUUCCUAUUCGUUUUUGCUAUGACUAUAACUAUGAAGGCCUUCUUUAGAAUGGUUGCCGCGUGCUUUAAGACCGAAUCUGCGGCUACGUCUCUUGCUGGUGUCGUCGUCGUCGUUGUGGCGCUCUUCACUGGUUAUACCAUUCCCAAGCCAAAUAUUCCUGGUGCUCUCCGCUGGAUCAUGUAUAUCAAUCCUGUGCGCUAUGGUUUCGAGGCUCUGCUAAUGAAUGAGUUCCAUACUCUGAGUGGCACCUGCUCUACGCUCGUCCCUUCAGGUCCUGCAUAUCCAAAUAUAUCGUUGACUAACCAGGUGUGCGCUGUGGUCGGUGCUCAGCCUGGUCAGAACUUUGUCAAUGGCAACCUCUUCGCGGAAUUGUCCUAUACCUACUAUUACAGCAAUCUUUGGAGGAACUUCGGUAUCGUCUGUGUCUUCUGUGUCGGCUUCCUCGCUAUUCUGUUCACUGCAACCGAAUUCAACACCGCUACUGCAUUUGACACUGCUGUAACGCUUUUCAAGCAGGGUUCGCGCGCUGCUAUGGUUGUCGAUGAGUCCAAGGACGAGGAAAAGGGUGCUCACCCUGAGCCUGCUGGACCUGCGAACACGGAUGCCAGCCCUGCAGACCUCGAGAAGCCCUCGGCAACAGACAUAUUUACUUGGAGGCAUUUGGAAUACACGGUUCCCAUCUCUGGAGGACAGUAUCGUCGUCUCUUGGACGAUGUUUCUGGUUUUGUCGCCCCUGGAAAGCUGACGGCCCUCAUGGGUGAAUCGGGCGCUGGAAAGACUACACUCCUUAACGUCUUGGCGCAGCGUGUUGAUGUCGGUGUUGUGACUGGUGACCGUUUGGUCAGUGGUCAACCACUCCCUGCGGACUUCCAGGCACAGACUGGCUACUGCCAGCAGAUGGACACGCAUCUCCCUCAAGCUACCGUUCGAGAGGCUCUGCUGUUUUCUGCGCACCUUCGCCAGCCCCAGACUGUUCCUAUGGCCGAACUAGAAGAAUACGUCGACAAGUGUCUUGUCAUGUGCGGCCUCGAGGAUUAUGCUGACGCCGUCGUCGGGUCUUUGGGCGUCGAGCACCGUAAACGCACGACCAUUGGCGUUGAACUCGCUGCUAAGCCCAAGCUUCUCUUGUUCUUGGACGAGCCUACUUCUGGUCUUGAUUCUCAGUCCGCCUGGGCCAUCAUGAAGUUCCUUCGCGAGCUUGCUAACAACGGCCAGGCAAUCCUUUGCACCAUUCAUCAACCUUCUGGAGAGUUGUUCCAGGUUUUCGACCGUCUCUUGCUUCUCAAGAAGGGUGGCCAGACUGUGUACUUCGGUAAAAUCGGUGAAGGGUCUUCUACCAUGCUGGAGUAUUUCGACCGCAAUGGUGCCCCUCGAUGCGACCCUGACGCUAACCCGGCGGAGUACAUGCUUGAUGUCAUCGGCGCAGGUGCAACUGCAUCGUCCUCGGUUGACUGGCACACCAUCUGGAAGAAUUCGCCUGAGGCUGCUGCACUCCAAGAGGAGAUCGAGAACUUCCACAAUGAAGGCCUCGCUCGCCCCGUCAUACAAGCAGAACAACCCACGGAGUUCGUGACGUCGUGGAGUCACCAGCUUAUGGCCCUCACACAGCGUAACUUCCAGGCCUACUGGCGGAACCCAACCUACCUCAUGGCCAAGUUCGCACUUUGCAUUGCCGGCGGCUUGCUCAUUGGCUUUACGUUCUACCAGACCAGCGAUUCGCUUCAGGGUACCCAGAACAAGCUUUUUGCGAUCUUUUUGGCAUCGGUGCUUUGUGUCCCCCUCUCACAGCAGCUUCAAACGAUGUUCAUCGACAUUCGGUCAAUAUAUGAAAUCCGUGAGCGUCCAAGCAGGAUGUACAACUGGACUGCUCUCGUUGUCAGCCAAAUUCUGGUGGAGCUACCAUGGAACAUCAUGUGCUCAUCGCUUUUCUUCUUCUGCUGGUACUGGACUGUCGGGUUCCCCACCGAUCGCGCGGGAUACACAUACCUCAUGUACGGCGUUGUCUUCCCCAUGUACUAUACGACUGUCGCGCAGGCGGUCGCUUCAAUGGCUCCAACCGCUGUGAUCGCCUCACUGCUGUUCAGUGCGCUGUUUUCGUUUGUCGUUAUCUUCAACGGUGUCAUGCAACCGUACCGUGCGCUUGGUUGGUGGCAGUGGAUGUACCGAGUCUCCCCGUUCACCUACUUUAUCGAGGGUCUGCUUGGUCAAGCUAUUGGCGGUAAUAACAUCAACUGUGCUCCGCAUGAAUUCGUCCCCGUUAUCCCUCCAAGUGGAUCCACUUGCAGCCAAUACUUGGAUCCAUUCAUGUCAUAUGCUGGCGGUUACCUCGCCGAUCCCAGUGCCACGUCCACAUGUUUCUUCUGCCCUUACCGCACAACAGACGAGUAUAUGUUCUCCGCGUUCAACAUCAAGGCCUCUCACGACUGGCGUGACUUGGGCAUCAUGAUGGGUAUCACUGCCUUUAACGUUUUUGCAAUUUUCACACUCACAUACAUCUGCCGCAUCCGUAAGGGCAACCCCCUAGCUGGUCUACAGCAGAAGUUUGCUAGUCUCCGGAAGUAAUUCAUCAUGCUCAUUCGAACCUAAUGACUUCACACACCCUCAUUCGCAUAUAUACCUACUCCGUUCGUUUCUCAUUAUAUCCGAUAAUUUUUGUAAUUGAUACCUUGUCUGCUUCAUUCCGUGAUCCUUUGCGUUUUCAUUCACAGUAGGGUAACUUAUGAAAUGAAAUGGAUUGACUGAACUACCA
Messenger RNA from Suillus clintonianus, 4802 nucleotides. RefSeq names its product ABC-2 type transporter-domain-containing protein. Gene Ontology annotation, biological process: transmembrane transport. Gene Ontology annotation, molecular function: ATP binding; ABC-type transporter activity; ATP hydrolysis activity. Gene Ontology annotation, cellular component: membrane. NCBI's taxonomy places the organism in Eukaryota, Fungi, Basidiomycota, Agaricomycetes, Boletales, Suillaceae. The record is from RefSeq and is a predicted model, not a curated record. The transcript is spliced from 20 exons. Bases 167 to 4615 code for a protein of 1482 amino acids.